Molecule: messenger RNA, 3015 nt
Organism: Paracoccidioides lutzii Pb01
Exons: 8
Coding region: 1-3015 (1004 amino acids)
Biological process (GO): DNA damage response; protein dephosphorylation
Cellular component (GO): protein phosphatase 4 complex; nucleoplasm
Molecular function (GO): protein phosphatase activator activity
Source: RefSeq, a predicted model, not a curated record
AUGGCAGCGGUGGCGCCACCGCCAAACGAUCGCAAGCGGGUCAAGGUCUAUGAACUCAGAGAUAAUGACUGGUUUGAUAGAGGGACCGGCUUGUGCUCUGCUCAAGUUAUCGAUGAUGAACCGCGAAUCUACGUUGAGUCCGAGGAAGAACCUGAACGCAUGUUACUGGAGACCAGGGUUUGUAGGGAUGAUGGAUAUCAGAAGCAACAAGAGACGUUGAUCGUGUGGACCGAGGCAAGCGGCACAGAUAUGGCAUUAAGUUUCCAGGAGGCAGAGGGUUGCGCUGUCAUUUGGUUCUUCGUGAGCAAUGUUCAGCGACAAAUGAUAUCUUUCACGGGUCAAGAUGACUCCCUUUCCGAUGAUGCCCUUGACACUAGCUUCGGAAAUCCCGUCAUACUCCCAGCCCCAGACCUAGGAAAUCUUUCAGAUGUUGAGCAAAAAAUACGACAAGCCAGCAUCGGUCCUACACGAGAUUCACUCACCAAAUUUAUACUCCGCGAUGAAUACAUCCUCAAGCUUGUUCCCCUGGUUUUCGAUGCCGAAGACCUAGAAAGCCUCCCGGAUCUGCACCGGCUAUGUAAUAUUAUGAAGUCCAUUAUACUGCUCAACGACAAUACUCUCACCGAGCUGCUCGUGAACGAUCACGUUAUCAAUGGUGUCGCUGGCGCUCUGGAAUACGAUCCUGAUUUCCCCACUCACAAGGCAAACCAUCGUCAAUACCUCAAUGACCGCAGUCGCUUUAAACAAGUUGUUCCAAUCAAGGACCCAGUAGUCCUGCGCAAAAUCAGACACACUUGGCGCCUACAAUAUCUGAAAGACGUUGUACUGGCCCGAAUUCUCGACGACCCCACCUUCUCCGUACUAAACUCCCUAAUCUUCUUCAACCAAGUCGAUAUAGUCCAGCACCUCCAAAGUAACACCCAUUUCCUCCACGAACUCUUCGCCGUCUUCAACCCGAAAAAUGUAGACAACAAGCGGAAAGAAGAGGCAGUCCAAUUCCUCCAACAAUGCGCCGCCAUCGCCAAAAACCUCCAAGCUCCCGCACGUGGCAGCCUCUUCACCAACUUCAUCAGUCACGGCCUCUUCUCCGUCAUCGCGUUUUCCGUGAAGCACCCCAACCCCGCCAUAAGAACGACCGGCAUCGACAUCCUAGUUGCCCUGCUCGACCACGACCAGCUGAUGAUGCGCGGAUAUAUGCUCAAGGUCAUGAAUGAGAAUAAAGUGUCGCUGACAGAUAGGCUUAUAGAAUUGUUUCAUGCGGAGACAGAUUUGGGUGUUAAGAACCAAUUGGCGGAUGCAAUUAAGGCCACCCUAGACCCGCUGUUGCCGAUCCAGGAUCCGAAGAGUAGCACUGGAGCAGACUGUGCCUCGAAACUGCACCCGCAGAACCCGCCGCUACCGGGCGCUUUCGUGCAGAGCCAUUUCGAUGAAUUGGCGAAAAAGUUGUUUGCACCGUUCAAACUACUGGACGCUAGGAAAUCACUUAAUGAUCUUACGUUUCAAGAAGUCUCGCUUUAUUCGCAUCUUGUUGAUAUUCUCACUUUCUUUGUUAGGCAGCAUUAUUUACGAUGUCGAGGGUUUAUACAUGGGGAGUCACUUACGCCUAAGGUGGCGCAAAUGUUAACAGUGCCGCACAAACAUUUGAAACUAACCGCUGUGAAAUUCUUCCGUGCCUUGAUAAGCCUCCAAGAUACAUUCUACGUAGCGCAGAUGACCCACAACAACAUUUUCGAACUAAUCCUCAACAUUGUCUACGAAUCCAUGCCGCGAGACAACCUGCUGAACUCCGCCUGUCUGGAACUCUUCGAAUUCGUCAAACGCGAAAAUAUUAAGGCGAUAAUCAUACACGUCGUCGGGAAGCACAGAGAUGUUCUCAAGGACAUCACCUACGUUGACACGUUCCAGAAUCUGAUAUUGCGUUAUGAUCAGAUGCAAGGAUACGGCAAUACUGCUGAAGGUGCAGAUGCGACGCUAUUUAACCAGGAUGAGUCGGGUACAGCUGCUGUGCCGCGAAUGCUCAUCAACGGUGGGCAGCGAUGGCAUGGCAUUCGGGAGAUGGAUGCGGCGGAGGAAGAGUACUUCGAUAACUCGGAUGACGAGGAAGAUGAGGUAAGUUUCUUUCGUGAUAGUGAAGAAAAGAAAAGCGUGCAUGUCAAAGUUUUGCAUGCGCGUCGUCUCGGUGAAGAGACAGCGGUGCUUACUGUCGACUAUCAGCAGGAAAAGCAGCAACGAAUGGAUACGACUGUGACGGCGACCGCAACAACGAUGACGACAGGGGUCGCUGUCAACGGAUCUGCGUCGCCCGUCGUCAAACCUCUCGUCGAUUACCCUGACGACGAUGACGACGGCGACCCUAUGGACGUUAAUGUCCAGGAACAGCAGCCGGCAGAUCUAUUACCUUCCACCCUUGACCAAGCGCAGACACAGCCACAGCCACAAGCUCAACAACCACUCACUGAAACCACCUUCAUCACCACCUCAGACUCCAGCACGCACCCUCAACAGCAACUCCAACCAAACCCCCGCCUCCCCCCGCACCGCUACACCGAAAAACGUCGCCGCGAAGAAGACGACGACGACGACGAGCUCAUCAAGUUAUCCUCGGGCACGAAGCGGCGCAGCUCAAGUCUUAGCAGCGUCGGCUCCUCCAUGGGUAGCGGUGUUAGCGCUUUGAGGAAGAAGAAGAAUUUUUCGGCUGGGGAGAGGCUUGGUGAUGGCAGUAGUGGCGGUGAUGUGGUAUCGUCGAAUACGAAGUUGAAGACGAAGGCCGGGACGGGAGGUGGCACUGCUGCUGGUGGCGGUGGCGGCGGGCCGAAAAAGAUUUCCAUUAACCUGACCAUGUCGUCGUUGAAGGCAGGAGUUGCCGGGAAGAAUGCUUCACCGGGAAUGGGAGUCGCGGCAGAGGCGGUUGGGGACGUGGGGUCCGGGCCAGGGACGAAAGCGAAUAGUGCGGCCAUCGGCACUGCCACUCCCAUUGCUGAAGGACGGCAUGCAAAUAUCCCCCGAGAAGAAUGA